AUGGGAUUACUCGACCUGGUCCAAAAGACCUGGAAAACAUUACGCACGGCAAUAAAAACCCUACUCGACCUCAACCGCACCUUCGAAGCCCUCGUCUCUCGCAUCCACCAGGGUGCUUGUCUUCCAUGCCCCGAACCAACCACAUCAUACUGGCUCGAAAACCCACCAUUUCCAAACCUAGUCGAUAUCCAAUCAGCUCAACUCCCUACUAAAACGCAUAACGUAAUCAUCGGUAGUGGCAUAACCGGUGUAGCGAUAGCACGCACCCUCCUCCAACAAACCAAUCGCAAAAACCAUUACAUCAAAAUCACCGUCCUAGAAGCUAGAGACAUUUGUAGUGGGGCUACGGGACGUAAUGGCGGACAUGUGAAAGUGGCACCUUAUGAAGCUUUUGAUGCUCUGGAGCGGAAGUUUGGGAGAGAGAGAGCUGUUGCGUUGACGAGAUUUCAACUUAGGCAUUUAGAGGUUUUAAGGGAGGUUUGCGAGAGUGAAGGGGUUGAGGGGGCGGAAUGUAGGGGUGUGGAGACCGUGGAUUUGUUUCUUGACGAUAAGGUAUUUGAGGGUGCGUGUAGGGUGGUUGAGAGGAUGAAGACGCUGCUGCCUGAGUGUGAAGUCAAGGUCUUCCAGGCGGCGGAGGCUCGUGAGCAAUUUUCUACCAACAAUACUGUUGUAGGUGCGCUUUCCUAUGAAGCAGGAGCUAUGUGGCCCUAUCGCUUCGUCACUUCUAUCUGGAACACGCUCCUACAGGAAUAUCCGAACCAACUCACCAUCGAAACAAACACCCCCGUCAUCUCCAUCGAGAGAGACCCUGCUGGCAACGCUUACACCGUCUACACCAACCGCGGCAUCAUCCACUGCAACCACGUCGUCCACGCCACAAACGCCUGGCUGAGCCAUCUCCUCCCCUCAUUCAUGACAAAAGCCACAGGCGUACGAGCACACAUGUCUGCUCAAAACCUCGGGUAUCACAGCUAUCAAACCUUCCACGGUAAUCGCUCAUGGUCAAUCAUCUACGGCGAAAACGAUUACGACUACAUGACGCAAAGACCUUCUGCCAAAGGAAUGGGCGAUAUAAUGCUGGGCGGAGGAACAUUUCGCUCCAAGGAUGAUGGAGUCAAUCAGAUUGGCGUGUGGGAUGAUAGUUGCAUUGAUGCUUUGACUUCAGCACAUUUGGCCGGGAUCUUGCCUGUUGUUUUCUCGCCCGACAAGGAAGCAAGAAAGCCGGAACAACAAGAGAGAUUCCUGCAACAGCAUUGGUCCGGUAUCAUCGCUCUAACAGCAGAUUCGCUUCCUUUUGUCGGAAAACUGGAUGGGCGUCUCAGUGGAAGAAAGUCGCAACGACACUCUGCAGGUUCUUCCGAGUGGAUUUCGGCAGGGUAUAAUGGUCAAGGUAUGGUUUUUGCAUGGCUGUGUGGUACUGCGCUUGCUGUCAUGAUUAUGGGUCUCGAGGAAGAGAACAUACCCGCAUCACCUGGAUAUCCUGGAGGCAUCUUGAGCGAGUGGUUUCCGAAGGAGUUGCUUCUUGAUGGCAAGCGGUUUGACAGGAUCGACAUUCUUGAUCUUGCUGAUCAGCUAUAUAAUGGCCCAGGUACCAAUCUAUUCAAGGUUCUGUAG
Aureobasidium pullulans EXF-150 is the source of this 1614-nucleotide messenger RNA. RefSeq names its product nucleotide-binding domain-containing protein. The transcript has 2 exons. Gene Ontology annotation, molecular function: oxidoreductase activity. NCBI's taxonomy places the organism in Eukaryota, Fungi, Ascomycota, Dothideomycetes, Dothideales, Saccotheciaceae. The coding region runs from base 1 to 1614 and encodes 537 amino acids. Gene Ontology annotation, cellular component: cytoplasm. The record is from RefSeq and is a predicted model, not a curated record.